AUGAAAGAGGGUUUUCUAGGUGCAUGUGAGAGAUGUGGUGAAGAAAUCAAUAGGUAUCAUAGGUACUACUACAAAUGUAUUAUGGCUAUGGAAGGUUCUUCAUCAUGUGAUGAUUUCUCACUUCACAAAUUCUGUGCUGAGCUCCCUAAAAGAGUUUGUGAUCGGCCUUUUUAUGAUACUCACGAUAUGGAGAAUCUUUGGAUAUACAAAUGCGAUAAAUGUAUGUACUAUGUCCAUUUGGAUUGUGCAGCAUCAAGAAGAGAGUCAUUCAUGUCCAUCUUCUUGUCUGCAGGCCUUGGAAAAACCAUUAAAAAUUAUGAAGAUAUUGACCAUCCUAGUCUUGUCCAUCUUGUAUUCCCUGAUGAAUCUUACACCUUGCCAAAACACUUGUUUUUCCAACAAAGUAGUGAUCAGAAACAUCAUACAGUAGAUUACCUAAAACACAUGAGUCAUCAACACCCUUUGAUUUUGGUUGAUCAGACGCAAAGAAACUCCUCAAAGAUUAAGGAUUCUUUGUUAUUGAUGUGUCAUAACCCAAUGAAAAAGACCCAACUGCUAUGCAAUUGA
Molecule: messenger RNA, 567 nt
Organism: Lactuca saligna
Lineage: Eukaryota; Viridiplantae; Streptophyta; Magnoliopsida; Asterales; Asteraceae
Source: the annotation of a GenBank genome assembly